Thecamonas trahens ATCC 50062 is the source of this 1866-nucleotide messenger RNA. RefSeq lists its product as uncharacterized. The transcript is spliced from 3 exons. Bases 1 to 1761 code for a protein of 586 amino acids. The record is from RefSeq and is a predicted model, not a curated record. NCBI's taxonomy places the organism in Eukaryota, Apusomonadida, Apusomonadidae.
AUGGACCGUCCACGGACGUAUGUGCCGCGAUUGGCGGUGAAUCUGCUGAGCAAGGUGAGCAAGACAACGUCGCUCAAGCUGGCGCAAGCAGCCGAGAAGGAGGGCGGGGCAAGCGGACGGCGAGUGGCGGUGGGCCCGUGGACCUUGAGGGCGCAGACAGAGACCCAGGUACGGGGCGUCCGUGAGGGCCGCUCGCGUGGCAGGGUGUGGGCUGGCAAACGGCCACGGUUCGACCCGACGCCGUCGCUGAGGCGGACAGUCGAUGGAAAGAGUGGGCCUGGAACGCGAUGGAACGCCAGCACGUUUGCGCAGCAGUGGGAUGCGGCCGGCGAGCGCGGACGGGUGGGCAUGGCCCGGACGUUUGUGGCCCGCUACGAGGGCGUGACGAAUCCGCUGCUGGAGGUGGACUUUAGCAAUGGAGCAUCGUUGGUGCUGACCCGAUUCUCGGCGUGGCUUCGGCUGACAGUGUUGUUUGCGUCGAAUCUGGAGCUCAAGCUGCGCGCGCUAGGUGUCUUUCUCCGCGCCACCGACGGGCAGCGGUUCCUGACCGAAUUUCUGGAGGUCGGCGGCCUCAUGACGGUACUGCAGAUCUUGAGUCUAGACGGCGCGUCGGAUGAUGACGUGCGAGCAGCACUGGAGAUCCUGAGUGCGGUGGCGCGUGUGGGGCGGGCGUUCAAGGAGCUCAUUUCCGAGGGCUCGGGUGAGGAUGGCGGAAUCAAAGCAGUGGCCCUCUGUCUGGCCAACACGUCAUCGGUGGAGACGCAGGACGCUGCAGUGGGGCUGCUACAAGCGCUGGGCGAGGGCAACCCCAAGUACCUUGACUCUGUGCGGCUGGCGUUUCUCCUCUUGCUCCCGUUGGGCAAUGCGCGGGUACAGCAGAUGGCAGCGCAGUCGCUGCAGAUGCUGCUGACCUCGCGGCCGCCGCCGUCCGAAGUGUACAUCAAGCCUGCACUGCUGAUGCUGCGGUCGACAAACCUGAAGGUCCAGUACGAGGCGGUGCAGCUCUUCAAGAUCUACGCACGGUUUGAGGCUCUGCAGGAGCAGAUGCUGAGUGAGCUUGUGAGUUUGCUCUCUCCGUCUCGCGACAUCAUGGAUGUGGUGCUCGCGUCUUCCAAGGCUGGAGCGCUGUCGCGGGCGUCGCUCGCGCGCAACUCGUUCCUCACAAGGGAUCCAACGUCGAGUGGCAUCAUUCCGGCAGCGUUUCCGCAGCAAGCGGCGGCAGCCAAGAUCCUGGGCAUCCUGGCGUCGACGCGGACCGAGCUCGGAGUGCUUGCCGUCAACGCUGGGGCGGUGAGUGGUUUGCUGCGGGCGGUGAGCAACACGCUGUACUUUCCGUCACAGCGGCAAGCGGCAGCAACGCUCGACCUGUACGCAGCCAUGUUCCCCGAACUGGGCAUGGGCCUCGUCGAGGCCAUGGGCGACCGGCUGUUUGACACGCUGGUAGUCUCGCGGACGACGACAGCGCUCAAGGCGCUGAGUGCUGCCGAUGCCGAGGACCUGGCCAUGGCCGCCGCCAACAUGGUGGUCUCGGUCACAGCAAUCAAGGGAGGAGCUGAAGUGGUCGGCCGUAAUGAGGAUGAUGGCGACGAUAGCGCGAGCAAGACUCCCAAAGCGAGCCCACGGAUCAGGUACCAGGUGAGGUUUGAGAUGCGGGCUGGAUCAUGGACAAGGCACGAGCUGACCAAGGCGGAAGGAAGCGACGAAAAGAGUAGGAGUGGCGGAAGCAGCGGACGGCCAGUCUGGUUGCCAAAGUCGAGCUGAGGCGUGCCAUGGUUUGUUAUUCUUGUGAGAGUCGAGCGACGUGCCCAUUGCAGUCAGCUCCUUACUUGCCGAUGCGCUCGGGGGUAAACUCGUCCGAAGCCGCGG